Trichoderma reesei QM6a is the source of this 1338-nucleotide messenger RNA. RefSeq lists its product as uncharacterized. The transcript is spliced from 5 exons. Gene Ontology annotation, biological process: transmembrane transport. The record is from RefSeq and is a predicted model, not a curated record. Gene Ontology annotation, molecular function: transmembrane transporter activity. NCBI's taxonomy places the organism in Eukaryota, Fungi, Ascomycota, Sordariomycetes, Hypocreales, Hypocreaceae. The coding region runs from base 1 to 1338 and encodes 445 amino acids.
AUGACGGUGCUCGGCCUCUGCAACCUCGCAGCGCCGGGCAUCUGGGGCGCCAUGAACUCCCUCGGCGCAGGCGGCAGCCAGUCGCCGCAGCUCGUCAACGCCGCCAACGCACUGACGUUCUGCCUCAUGGUUCUAUCGUGCUACUUCUCCAGCGUCCUGGUGCGAUACAUUGGCAUCAAGGGGGCUCUUGUCUUUGGAACCAUGGGCUACGCCCCCUACGCAGCCGGCCUCUACACAAACAACCGCUUCGGCACAACCUGGCUCGUCAUCCUCGGCGCCGCCCUCUGCGGCAUCUCCGCAGGCGUCUUCUGGGCCGCCGAGGCCGCCAUCGCCAUCGCCUACCCGGAGCCCUGGAACCGCGGCAAGGCCCUCGGCUACUGGCUGACGUUCCGCGUUAUGGGCCAGAUCAUUGGCGGCGCCGUCAACCUCAGCCUCAACAUUGACAGGAACGAGGCUGGCAAGGUCUCGUACACGGUGUACAUUGUCUUCAUUGCGAUUCAAGCCGCGGGAGCACUGGUGGCGCUGCUGCUGAAUCGGCCUAAGCAUGUGCAGAGGGAGGAUGGCAAGACGGUGAGGCUGACGAUUGUUGAGAAUCCGUGGUUUGAGAUCAAGGCUACUGCCAAGGCGUUUCUGAAUCCGAGGUUUCUCUUGAUUGUGCUUUGGAUUGGGCAGGCUGUCUUUUCGGAGGCGGUUUACUUUACUUAUCUCUCCCUUUGGUUUUCAGUCCGGGCUCGAGCUCUGGGGUCAUUCUUGGGGGGUAUUGUCGCCAUCAUUAUCGGAAACCUCACGGGUUGGUGGCUCGACCAAAACAAGAUCUCGCUCAAGGUGCGCGCGCGAUACACCUUCUGGUUCAUCGUCGUUACCCAAGGCGCCUGGUGGCUCUGGGCCACCAUCGUAUCAACUCGAUACCGCCAGACUCUCCCGACCUACGACUGGACGGACUCAGGCUUUGGAUCCGGCUUCGGAGUCUACAUCUUUCUCACCUUUGGCUUCCAGAUCAACUAUCUCUUCCUCUACUUUGUCGUCACGCACAUCGCAAAGGACCAAGGCGAAGUCAUCCGCUACGCCGCCCUCCUGCGCGGCACGGAAUCCGCCUGGCAGGCCGUCAGCUACGGCCUCACCUCGCUCACCGUCUUCGCCCAGGUCGGCGGCAUCUACAUGAACUUUGCGCUGUGGGCGAUUGCCAUUGCGCCGGCGUGGCUGGUGCUGAGGAACUUUGGCAGCGGCAAGGAAGAGGCGUCACAGUGGGAUCGCGAGUCGGGGACCUCCUCGGGGGAGGCGUCUGGGGUUGUCGUGGCGGAGGAGAAUCAUGUGCCGGCAAAGGUUCAUGAGACGUGA